GGAGCGCUCUGUGGGUGCGUCUGUAGAGGGCCUGCGUCUCGUUGUUUGGUUGUGAUGAUCUCUCGGCCUCCGGGAUCGGAUCGUUUUGGCAGCACGUCUGAACCCCCACCCCCUGGCCGAAAAGCGCCCCCUUUCGGCAUCGAGAGCUGGAUGCCAGUGCGACAACCUCCCAGCCAUUCGGAUUAACUACUCUCGGAAUUACCCCACUUUUUUUACUUUCCUUUUUCCCCCUCUUCUUGGAUGACAUGGGGUUUUUCGCGAUCCCCGAUCACACACACGUGGAGUAAUUCACUUUUUAAAGAGACACCAUCGUCUAACUUUACGGAAAGUAAGCGAAAGCCGACAUGGAUCCUGCAAGCCAAGCAGCCGGCGGCGAGGACCCGAGCAAGCCGUCAAAGAAAAAGCCGACCGAGGAUGAUGGCAAGAACAAAAAGCUGAACAUCCACAUAAAAACACUGGCUGAUGAUAUGCGUGACCGGAUCACGAGUUUCCGGAAGACGGGCACGAAGAAGGAGAAGCCGCUGAUCCAGCACCCGACAGACCCACAGUCGGCCCAGACUGAGAUGCCAGUGCCCCAGCCGCUGUUCGACGAGCGCUCCAUGAACCUGUCCGAGAAGGAGAUCGUGGACCUCUUUGAGAAGAUGAUGGAGGACAUGAACUUGAACGAGGAGCGCAAGGCUCCCCUGCGUGGGAAGGACCUCAGCACCAAGCGGGAAAUGGUCGUCCAGUACAUCUCUGCCACUGCCAAAUCUAUAACCGGAAGCAAAGUUGCGGGCGGCCUGAGGAACAGCAAGCACGAGUGCACACUGUCGUCGCAGGAGUACGUCCACGAGCUGCGAUCCGGCAUCGCCGAUGACAAGCUCUUCAACUGCCUGGAGUCCCUACGUGUGUCUCUCACCAGCAACCCCGUCAGCUGGGUGAAUAACUUUGGCCAUGAGGGCCUGGGCCUGCUGCUGGACGCACUGGAGAAGCUUCUGGAUAAAAAACAACAAGAGAGCAUUGACAAGAAAAACCAGCACAAGCUUAUCCAGUGUCUCAAGGCCUUCAUGAACAACAAGUAUGGCCUGCAAAAGAUCCUUGGGGACGAGCGGAGCCUCCUGCUCUUGGCAAGAGCCAUCGAUGUCAAGCAGACCAGCAUGAUGACGGAGAUCGUCAAGAUCCUAUCCGCCGUCUGCAUCGUGGGCGAGGAGAACAUCCUCGAUAAGAUCCUGGAGGCCAUGACGAUCGCGGCGGAGAGGAACAACCGAGAGCGCUUCGCCUGCAUUGUGGAGGGCCUGGAGAACCAUGAGGCACAGCAGCUGCAGGUGGCGUGCAUGCAGCUGAUCAAUGCCCUGCUCACUUCCCCGGAUGAUCUGGACUUUCGCAUCCACCUCCGCAAUGAGUUCCUGCGCUGUGGCCUAAAGAAGAUCUUGCCGGAGCUGAAGGAGACGGAGGAGUUAGACAUCCAGCUGAAGGUGUUCAACGAAAACAAGGACGAGGAUUUCCUGGAGCUGUCCCACCGACUGGAGGACAUCCGGGCCGAGAUGGACGACAUGAGCGAAGUGUACCACCUGCUCUCCAACAUGGUGAAGGACACGGCCUCCGAGAACUACCUGCUGUCGAUCCUGCAGCACCUCCUGCUCAUCCGGAAUGACUACUACAUCAGGCCGCAAUACUACAAGAUCAUCGAGGAGUGUGUGGCUCAGGUAGUACUGCACCGCAGCGGCAUGGACCCCGACUUUGGCUACCGGGAACGGCUGGAUGUCGACUUCACCCCACCUCGUUGGUACACCACAGAUCAGUGUGUGGAUAAGACCAAAGUCGAAGAGAGCGAACAGAAGGCCCUGGAGUUUUCCAAGAAGUUCGAUGAGGAGUUCAGCGCCCGGCAGGAAGCUCAGGCUGAGCUCCGGAAGCAGGAGGAGAAGAUUAAGGAGAUGGAGGUGCAGAUCCAUGCUCUGCAAACCCAGCUAUCUAGCGAAAGGGACAAGCUAAAAGAGGCUCAGAGGCUGAUCAGCGACUCUCAGGGCCAGGCAGCAGCUGGAGCUGGAGCUGGAGUGCCCCCCCCACCACCGCCCCCUGGUGGUUUGGCCCCACCCCCACCUCCGCCCCCACCUCCACCACCCCCAGGGGGUUGUCCUCCUCCCCCACCGCCGCCCCCCAUGCCUGCUGGGAUCCCUCCUCCUCCUCCGCCUCCACCGGGCUGCGGGCCACCGCCGCCUCCACCUCCACCUGGGGGAGGACCCCCACCUCCGCCCCCUUUUGGGGGUCCUGGAAUUCCACCACCGUUGGCUCCAGCUGUCAUCAAACUACCUUACGGGCUCCAGCCCAAGAAGACCUACAAGCCGGAGACGGUAAUGAAGAGGGUCAACUGGUCCAAGGUCGUGCCUCAGGAAAUGGCUGAAAACUGCUUCUGGAUCAAAGUCAAGGAGGACAGGUUUGAGAACCCUGACCUCUUCUUCCAGCUGUCCCUCAUCUUCUCCGCUAAGUCCGCAGUAAGAAAGGAUGUUGACGAGACCGACGACAGGAAGGUGGCGCAGUUCAAGAAGAAGGCAAGAGAGCUGCGCAUCCUGGACGGCAAGACAGCCCAGAAUCUAUCAAUCUUCCUUGGCUCUUUCCGGCUUCCCUACGAGGAGAUCCGGGACAUCAUCCUGGAGGUGGAUGAGCAGCGACUCAGCGAGUCCCUGAUCCAGAACCUGAUGAAGAAUCUUCCGGAGCAGAAGGAGCUGAAUGCGCUGGCGGAGCUGCGCGGCGAGUACGACACGCUGUGCGAACCCGAGCAGUUCGCCAUCGUGAUGAGCUCGGUGAAGAUGCUCCGCUCCCGCCUGAAUGGCAUCCUCUUCAAGCUGACGUUCGAGGAGCAGGUGAACAACAUCCGGCCCGACAUCAUGAGCGUGACGCUGGCGUGCGAGGAGCUAAAGAAGAGUGAGGGAUUCACCCGGCUGCUGGAGAUGGUGCUGCUCAUGGGAAACUAUAUGAAUGCAGGCUCCCGCAACGCCCAGACCUUUGGCUUCAACAUCAGCUUCCUGUGCAAGGUGGGUCCGUUCGCAGCCUCCGCGUCCUCCAGCCGGGUCCUGUUGGGCCGGUUUCAUCCUGUGAUUCUUCUCUGCCUUCCCCCAACAGUUUCGGCGCAGACCCUGAAGGCGAGUCUGGACACCAUGGAACGUCACAUCGAGCGUCUGGAGAACGACAUCAAGAACUUCCCCAAGACAGAAGAUGCCCAGGAUAAGUUUGUGCAGAAGAUGACCGGCUUCUGCAAACAGGCGCGGGAGCAGUAUGAGAAGCUGUCCACCAUGCACAAGAACAUGCUGAAGCUUUACGAGGAUUUGGGCAGCUACUUCGCCUUCGAUGCACAUUCUGUCAGCAUCGAGGACUUCUUCGGGGACCUGGCCAACUUCCGCACCCUCUUUCUGGAAGCUGUUAAGGAGAACCACAAGAAGAGGGAGAUGGAGGAGAAGGUGAAACGGGCCAAGGUGGCCAAGGAGAAGGCGGAGCGGGAGAAGCUGGAACGGCAGCAGAAGAAGAAGCAGCUGAUUGAUAUGAACAAAGAGGGAGACGAGACCGGCGUGAUGGACAGCCUCAUGGAAGCGCUGCAAUCCGGGGCUGCCUUCCGGGACAGACGGAAGAGGACACCACGUAACGGAGAUCAAAGUCCCUCGAGUCCGGUCUCUCUCUGGCCAGGUGCUAACAAUGAAAACCGGCACUUAGCCCUGGAGAGGUCCCGCUCUCGCCACAACGGAAACCCAUCCGGCCGGUGACCUCAGCCAGAUCUCGCCAGCCUCGGCCAGCCUCGCAGGAAGGAAUCUGACGUGUGCCAAAGACGGAGCGUUGGGGGGGGGGGGGGGGGCAUCUGGAGUGGAAGGAAACUGCGGGGUGAACCCGCGGGUUCGAAUGGGACGGCUUGAGGGGCUGACAAACGCGGAGGUCCAGGACGGCCGGAGGGGAGCAGCCCGUCACCGACCAGCUGACGGUCUGGUGACCUCAGCAUAUUUAUUUAUUCCUACUGUGGCUUUGUUUGCGAAGGACAUGUUUAAUUACGCCUGCAGUUGAUUUUAAUCUCCUUUCCAUUUUUAUUUGCUUGUUUGCUCUCUGUCUGGCACGCUCACUCGCCCAUCUGUCCCGCUUGGUGAAGCUGACUGACUUGUGCUGGUUUACUGCUGCCUGACUUUCAGCUUCACUCAAUCAGCAGCAGAAAAACAAAAGAAACGGGAAAACAGAACAUUCAGGUAACUUCUGGUCUGAAGUUUUUACAUUUGUACUCUCUAAAAUCGGGGGGGUGGGGGGGGGGGGGUAGACCUUUGCCCCAAACCAGAGGCGUCUUUUUUCCAAACCUUUAUCUCCAUGCCCCAAAAAGUUCUCCUCCGUUUCGAUAUCCUGGCCUGUAUGUUCUACGCUCUACAUUCCAUGGAGGUUCCACUUUUCCCCACUGCGCAGAUUCUGCCGUUAUCUGCUGCACGUCGUUUAUAUCUGCGCUGAGACACGAUGUGUAAAUGAGAAUUACGAUGAGUUGUACAUGCUGUGUGGAGGAGGAUCCUCACGCUUGUUUCCAUUAUGGUGUUUCUGCUACCUUGAGGGUGCCUCUGUUGGCCGUCCCCAAGGAAUACGUGGGUUAGCUCUGCUGCAUGUAACAGAAAGGAAGUGGAGGAGGUGAAUGCGGACUCUUGAGAUGCAGGCUAUGGUGUUGGCCCAGAGCUCGCAGAUGGAAAGAUGCAGCUCUCAGGCUCCCAGUUACUCUGGCUGGGAUCAAUCCCAUUGAGAAGGUGAGGCCCUUCAUCUGCAGAUGUUUGUCAAGGUAUGUCUUCAGAACCCCUAAGCGACGCAUCACGGCGAACAGGGCACUGCCCUCUGCUGGGAAGUCCACUGGCAGACGACUCGCAUGUGGGGGCACCAGAAUCUAAGCCAAGGCAAGGCAUGGAAGAGGAAGAGAUGAGGCAGGUGAGGGUCAUGCUAUGAGGAGAUGGCAGGUUUAGUAGUGGGUUCUACUGUCUCCUCGGAUGGGAUUUAGGAUCCAGGCCUUCUAAACAUUUCCUGUCUCCGAUCCUUUUGAUUCAAGAGCAGAGCACUGCACCUCACUGGAAAGCCACCAUUGCCUGGGUGGGCAUCAAGUGGGGGGGGGUGAAUUUGUAAAGGCCCGAGACUGUUUCCAGAGGUGCCCCCCACCCCGGGUCUAGCCAUGAAUAGAGCCGGAAGCAGAGAUUUCAGUCCCCGGUUUAAGGCGUGACACACCGUUCACCCUCCUGGCUGGCCCUCUCACUGAAGGGCUGGUCUCCAGCAACUAAAGAGAGCUUUUAUUAAUGGGGUUUUGUGUGUUUAUAUGUCUCGAGACUUGCAUUUCCCUGCCCCGUGAAGCUGAUCCAUUCAAAAAGUGAGAUAAAUUAAUUCUGUCGACGCACAGGAACACCGUCGAGUUCAACAGCCCACAGCGAAAUACAAUAAGCAAUUUGAGCUGAGCGCAUUUUCCAGAUGUCUCAAAAAAUUCUGCGGAAAAUCUGAUAUUUUUCCCCAUAAAGGAAGGCCAUUAGGAGUCACAUCGCAGGACGGGCGGCAGCAGGGGGGGGGGGCGGCAGCCCUUUGUCCGCCUGCUUACCUCGGUGCGAUACCAUCGUCGCCUGCACCCUAACCGUUCUGCUCAGCGCAGAUUCACGUUGCCGCAUCCCGUCACGAGCUGCCGGGGGUCGUUGCCGGCCGGCCCUGCGCUCCUCCGUUGCGGAGCAGGUGGGGCAAAUCAGGAAGUACGGGCAUAUAUAAGAAACAGUAAAAAAUACUUAUUUACUGUUAAAAACAGUAACAUCAUCAAGAGAUUAAAUAGCAGGUUGACAUUUGAGCUUUUCCAGAUGAAAACACUUAAAAAAAAAUUGCGAGGACUACGGACAACGGGAAGAAUCCUCAGCGAGCCCCAGAAACUCGAUCGGAGCCGGAAUGACCCCAGAAUGUCUCUGCCUUACGUGAUAUGAGGAAGACGGCUAUCAUUUCCCUGCCUGGACAGCGUGUACGCUCCCUCGCUCUCUCUUGAUCCAUCAGGAUGCAGCUAGUGCAUGUUUCCUACGGACAGCUGCCACGCUGCCAUACCCAUAUUCAGACCUCUGCCGCAAGCGAAUCCUGCUGACUUGCGACCUGGGUGGGGGCCGGGGUCUCGAAUGCCAUUCAUUUGCUUUUUUUGUGUGUUUAUUUUGUCACGGAAAUGGAUGCCAAUUAAACUGUGUGUAAGUAGAAUGUCGAUAGCAGAGUUGUGCCAUUGGUAGAGUUGUUUACCCAGGUGGGGUGGGGUGGGGUGGGGGGUGGAUUCUAUGACGAUGGAAUCACAUUUCAAACGGUGCACUUUAACCCGCUGUAGGCUGCCAGUUUGAUUUUUAGGUUUUAUUAAGAGUGUGGUCUGCCUCGGACGAACGCGGAGAGGAGACUGGAAAACAUGAAGACCAGGGAAACUCCCAAUAACCUGAUUAAACAGCCAUGACUCACACUGUUAUGACCGCCAUGUCAGAUUGUCCUAAAACACUGUUUUGAUUUGUAACAUCUGUUUCUUUUUUGUCCUUAAUAAAAAGAAGGGGGAUGCA
Brienomyrus brachyistius is the source of this 6530-nucleotide messenger RNA. RefSeq names its product diaphanous-related formin 2 (gene diaph2). Gene Ontology annotation, molecular function: small GTPase binding; actin binding; microtubule binding. Gene Ontology annotation, cellular component: actin filament; cytoplasm. Gene Ontology annotation, biological process: actin cytoskeleton organization; actin filament polymerization. The record is from RefSeq and is a predicted model, not a curated record. Lineage: Eukaryota; Metazoa; Chordata; Actinopteri; Osteoglossiformes; Mormyridae.